AUUACACACUUCAUUACUAUCAACUAAAUCAAAAAAAAAUAAAAACGGAAAAUAUUAAAAUGAAGACACCGGAACAAUCAGUAUCAAGUUUACAAGAACCACCACCACUGAUACGAAAAUCAAAAUUUGAGGAUUCUGGAGAUUCACUUCUAGAUCAAUAUGAUCCAGAGAAAAUGGAAAAAAUGAUGAUGUCGCCGAUAAAACGAGAGCAGCUUCGAAAAGCCGAAAAGGCUGAAAUUAAACAAAGAAUGAGAGAGAAUCUUCCCGUUUAUACAAUGAAUGAAAUACGAAGAUAUCGAAUGCCUUUGCACGAAGCCAUCGAAAUCGAAAUGGACGAGUUACAAUUAACGAAUGCCGCAAGUUUUUUACGACAAUUAAUUAACUAUCAAGAAGAGAUGCGAAGAAGUAAUGGUCCAGAAUCGAAAGUUUGGUCGAAACCGAGGAUUAUCGACCGAAGUGACGUUUUAACAAAUUUGUCGAAUUGUUUUAAGGCAGCAGAAACGGCACAUAAAAACAACGAAUUUAAUGUCGAAUUAGACGAAUUUCUUCAUUUAGGCGUACUUUACACUUUUCGUGUACGUAACGAUAACUGGUGGUGGUUAGGAGAACAAUUACUUUUACAAUGUAAUGAUAUAGCGAAGGAUUAUGAAGGAGACGGUUUUAGAAGAUAUGCUAUAUCAGAGUAUAUCUAUGGAAAAUUUAAAUAUGAAAAAAUGCAAGAUAGAGUACAAGCAACGAUUCAUUUACGAAAUGCUCGAAUUCUUUCUAUAGGACAAUCUUGGACGGCAGCUAAAUAUCUGUUAUAUGCUCAAAAAACAGUUUUUGUGGAAAGUUGUAUACUUUUAUAUAAACUUUUAUUGGACGAUGCCAUGGAAAUGAUGAGAUACGACGCUAAAGGAGCUAUUAAAAUAUGUAUAAAAGCCAAAAGAAGAGCAUAUGAUGCUUGUAUGCAUGAAGGAGAAGCUCAUGCCUUACUAUUACAAGGAAAUUGCCAUAUGUUAAUAAAUGAAAUACCUGAGGCAGUUCGAUGUUUCCAAAAAGUAUUAGCAAUGGAUAUGAAAGCGAAAAAUUACGAGGGAAGUUGCGAAGCGAGAAUAUGGUUAAUUCGAGCUUAUUUAAAAUUGGGACAUUGGGAAGAUUCAUACGCUCAUUUACAAAUACUCUUAGAUUUUGCAUUAGAAAAUGAUUUCCCUUAUUACGUAGGACAGGCUUAUAGAUAUAUGGGAGAAUAUUAUUUAAAUCACGGAAAUCCAAAUUUGGCUACCCCUUUACUUUUAAAAGCAAUCGAUGCUUUCCACGAAAUUAAUGAUAUUAGUAAUCAAGAACAAGUGAAAAAUUUUGCUGCAGUUUCGGCCGGACAAGAAGUAAUGCCCAAGUAUAUCAAAUGUAUCGUAAAAGCCGGUGGAAAAGGGGCAAGCGGAUGGAAAUAUCUUCAAAAAUUAUUAAGUUGGAAAGAUCUUCGUAAAAAUAUUUGGUUGGAUUCAGAUUUAAAUUUGGUAUCGGGAAGCAGCUUUAGUUUGGAAAGCGGUAUGGAAUUGAGAAGUUAUCUUCUAGGUGAAGAAGAAGAAUUUUACGAUGAUGGACUGAUGGGUGAUUAUACAAAAUCCACGAUUAUUGGGACGGACUCUUCCCAAAUUGCUUCAACAGCUACUGAUGUUACUAAAAAAUCAGUAAAAAUCAAAAUUGACUCAGAAAAAGAAGAUUCAAUGUAAUAACAAAAUGUAUUCAUUCUUAUGUAAUAGUAAAGUUUUUAAUUAUUUCAA
This is a messenger RNA of Onthophagus taurus, 1763 nucleotides long. RefSeq lists its product as uncharacterized. Gene Ontology annotation, cellular component: cilium. Lineage: Eukaryota; Metazoa; Arthropoda; Insecta; Coleoptera; Scarabaeidae. Gene Ontology annotation, biological process: cilium movement. Gene Ontology annotation, molecular function: protein binding. The record is from RefSeq and is a predicted model, not a curated record.